Symbiodinium natans is the source of this 1137-nucleotide messenger RNA. NCBI's taxonomy places the organism in Eukaryota, Dinophyceae, Suessiales, Symbiodiniaceae. The record is from the annotation of a GenBank genome assembly.
AUGCCACCCAUCGAAGAUUGCGGGCCAUCCCCAGCCACAAAGCUACGGAAGCUGGACACCACGCAGCAAAAUCCGGUGAAUCUGAAGCUGCUGGGAGUGGACAUCGUGCUGCCCAAGCAAAUUGCGAGUCACGAACACCUAUCCUCCUUUCCAGAACGUCCUCGCGAACUACCAGCCACAAUUCCCGACCACUUCGUGAAGGACACCCUGGCAGAAUUAAACACGCACCCGCGAGACAGAAAUAUCAGCUUCCAAGCAGACGACCACGUAUACUUCUGGAAAGGAAAGCGUGUGUCCAAAUCAGUCACCCAAUUGGUUCACAAAUUCACCGCACCGUUCUGCGAAGAACAGGUCAUCAGUUCAAUGCGAGAAAGCUGCAACUGGCCUCGUCCCGGCUACCUGAAGACCACGCUUUCAGAAAGCCAGAAGAACAAGCUGCAGAAGAUACCCGGCGGCAAAGAACUUCUCGCGGAGCUCCAGCGACCAGAACGAGACGAACUCAAAGUAUGUCGUCUGGCCUUCAAACUGCGUGCAAACCACGCGAGCAAUCCAGAUAAGGAUGCAGAUAUAGCAUGUGCUCUGACAGAACUCGGUCUCUCUCGGGAAGAAAUCAUACACAAGUGGGAGAAAGCACGACAGGAUGGAGCAAAAGAAGGCACAUGGAUGCACGCACAAUUCCAGUGGCUGCUCAAUGGUGGCUCAGUUCCCGCAAAAACCACCGAAGUGUUCCUCCUGUCACAAUUUCUGCGGUUGCAAGCCAACACGAAGGCGUUCCGAACAGAGUGGCAAGUCUACGCGGACAGCGAAGACCUGGCUGGCAGCAUCGACUACGUGGCUAAAAGGCCAGACGGCAGCGUAAUCAUCGUGGAUUGGAAACGCACAAGUCCACAUCGGCUCCAACGUCAGACUUGCAACAAGUUCAUGCGAACGCCACUGAGCCAUGUCCCCGACUGCACCCUGUGGCAUUACCGCCUCCAGCUCAACGUGUACAAGUUCAUACUGGAACAGUACUAUGGAGAAGCCGUUUCCGACAUGUACAUAGUGGGAACCAAUCCCGAGUACAGAGACCAACCGUUCAUAGACAACGUUCCCACAAUGGACGUCGAGACAAAGACUCUCCUAGCGAACGUGCGGUGA